UCUUCCCAGGCGUAGUGUAUCAUCAGGCUCUCUUUAGCUCCAUUUCUUCCUUUCUUUUACAAUUUAUCCCGCUUAUUUUUUUUUCCUGGAUUAGGCAGCAAUCAAUCCUUCUCCCUGUGUCUGAGAAACAGGUGAUCCUUGUUAACAGCGAUCAGUUUCUGGAUGCAGUUUCCUCUCCUGCGUUUGAAGGAUGAUGAUACCAGGCAAGACUGAAUCAGCGUAACUUUUACUUUGCAAGAGGAAAAACUUUUUUUCCCUAUUUGAAGGCAUUAAAAACACGUAGCAUUUAAAAGCAGAAGAAGUUGGUUUUAAAGCUGAACUUCUCCAUUUCCUGGGAUUUGUGUGUGUCAAUUUCAAAGGGUGCAUUUUUUUUUCCUCCUCCCUUAUCCCCCAAAAGGAAACUGUUGCUAGUUGGAAUAGACUUUUUAAAUGUUUGGGAUUCAAGAUACUUUAGGAAGAGGACCAAUUCUGAAAGAUAAAUCUCUAGGUUCUGAAAUGGAUUCCGUCAGGUCCUGGGUCAGAAACGUUGGGGUUGUGGAUGCAAACGUAGCAGCACAAAGCGGAGUAGCUUUGUCCAGAGCUCACUUUGAAAAGCAGCCACCUUCCAACUUGAGGAAAUCCAAUUUCUUUCACUUUGUUCUGGCUCUCUACGACAGACAGGGGCAGCCCGUGGAAAUAGAGAGGACAGCUUUUGUGGACUUUGUAGAAAAUGAUAAAGAGCAAGGCAAUGAAAAGACGAACAACGGCACGCAUUACAAACUCCAGCUCCUUUAUAGCAAUGGUGUCAGGACCGAACAGGAUCUGUAUGUUAGACUCAUCGAUUCAGUCACUAAGCAGCCCAUAACUUACGAAGGACAGAACAAGAAUCCCGAAAUGUGCAGAGUUUUGCUUACCCAUGAAGUCAUGUGCAGUCGGUGCUGUGAGAAGAAAAGUUGCGGUAACAGAAACGAGACGCCAUCUGACCCUGUGAUCAUUGACAGAUUCUUCUUAAAAUUUUUUCUCAAGUGCAAUCAGAAUUGUUUGAAAACAGCAGGAAACCCAAGAGAUAUGAGACGGUUCCAGGUUGUGCUAUCAACAACAGUGAAUGUCGAUGGGCACGUACUGGCAGUUUCUGACAACAUGUUUGUUCACAACAAUUCCAAGCAUGGACGGAGAGCAAGGAGACUUGACCCCUCAGAAGCCACACCGUGCAUCAAAGCAAUCAGCCCGAGUGAGGGUUGGACUACAGGGGGUGCAAUGGUGAUCAUUAUUGGAGACAACUUCUUUGAUGGGCUGCAAGUUGUAUUUGGAACCAUGCUUGUAUGGAGUGAGCUUAUCACACCUCAUGCCAUUCGAGUUCAGACACCUCCACGUCACAUUCCUGGAGUGGUUGAAGUGACAUUGUCAUACAAAUCCAAACAGUUUUGCAAAGGUGCACCAGGCAGGUUUAUUUACACAGCUUUAAAUGAACCUACCAUAGAUUAUGGUUUCCAAAGACUGCAAAAGGUCAUCCCAAGACAUCCUGGUGACCCUGAAAGACUAGCUAAGGAAAUGCUAUUGAAACGAGCUGCUGACCUAGUUGAAGCAUUGUAUGGAACGCCACAUAACAACCAGGACAUCAUUCUGAAACGAGCUGCAGACAUCGCAGAAGCUCUCUACAGCGUACCAAGGAAUCCUGCGCAGAUCCCCGCACUGUCUAGCUCUCCAGCUCACAGCAGUAUGAUGGGAAUUAACUCCUAUGGCAGCCAGUUAGGAGUCAGCAUUUCAGAGUCAACACAGGGGAACAACCAAGGUUAUAUCCGUAAUACAAGCAGCAUCUCACCCCGAGGUUACUCAUCCAGUUCCACACCUCAACAGUCCAAUUACAGCACUUCCAGCAAUAGUAUGAACGGCUACAGCAAUGUCCCCAUGUCCAACCUGGGCGUUCCAGGCUCACCUGGGUUCAUUAACGGCUCUCCAACAGGAUCCCCCUACGGAUUAAUGUCUUCGAGUCCAACAGUUGGCUCCUCCAGCACUUCUUCCAUCCUUCCAUUCUCCUCUUCCGUCUUUCCUGCUGUCAAACAGAAGAGUGCCUUUGCUCCUGUCAUCAGACCCCAAGGGUCUCCUUCUCCUGCCUGCUCCAGUGGCAAUGGAAAUGGGUUUAGAGCCAUGACUGGUCUUGUCGUUCCCCCGAUGUAAGGCAGAGGCAGCUUUGCUCCUCUCCCCUCUUCCCUUUUUUCCUCUUUUUUUCAUUUUUCUUUUACAGCACAAAACUACUUAUUGUGAUGGACCACUAAAAAGAAAAAAAAAAAAUAGCACUACAAGCUCUUUUUUGGGGGAAAGUCAGGCCCAGGAAAAAAAAAAGGAACAUUUUUUUAUGAAUUGGACAAGAUAGAAGUCUGCAUCUUUUACCUGUUUCAUAUUUCUGACACAACCACGUCAACUCCUAAAACAUUGCGAAUGAAGAAUCAGCCAGGAGCCAGCACGAACAACAGUUGGCAGAACGGAAUCAGAAAUGCAAAGUCUUUCUUGAAAGACAUGAAACCUUCCUAAGAUUUGUAAAAUAUUAACAGGAGAAAGAAAUUGGCAAAAUGAUUCAAGCUUGAUAUUUUGGAUACAAUUUGUUUUACUUUGUAGGGGAAAAAAGUUGAAGUUUCUAUUUUCUAUCAGAUAUCAAUUUAGUUUAUGCAGAAAAAAAAAAUCAACAAAACAGGGUACCAGCAUGAAAGAGUUUCUAGGACAAACUGACAUGAAUGAUGGAACGUUGGUGUAUGUGUGUAUUUGCUUAUAGUUUAACCUCUUUAAAAAAUGUAAGAUGUUUUACAAUUAUUUAAAUAAUAAACUUGUAACUUAUUGUAUGUAGAGGUAGAACUUAAACCUUUUUUUGGAUUUUUUUUCUUCCAGUUGUACAAUGAAGAAAAAUGAUGCAAAAAUGUAGUGAUAAGUUUGAGAUAUAUUAUUACUGCUGCAAUUGCUCCUCACUUUUUCCCUCUUACUGAAUUCAUGUGCAAGGAUGUAUAGGAUUCUUUCUGGUUAACAAAACCAUCAGAAACUUUUACAGACAUUGUGGUAUACAGGUCACUGAUUCAUGUAUGAAUUUGCACACCCCACCCCACCCCACCCCAUGUUUCCCGCUGCCAUUUUUGGUUUCAAUUAAACUAUUCAGGUACUAAGACGAACUGGGAAGUGUCAAAGACCCUAAUGGCAAAUGAGUGGCACUUAGGGAUUUGAACAAACCAGGUUUUUCAUGAGGUACUGAGUUUAUUUUCUAGAUUCAAUGUAUGAAUUAGGAGGGAAAGGGUUCUCUAACAUAGUGUUUUUCCAUGUAGUUAGAACACCUUAAGUUCAGUUAUACUUCACAUUAAAGGUGCAUUUAUAAAGGGUAAAUAUGUAUUUGACUAAUUUAUGCACUUUUAUCCUGAGUCAUUAAAAAUGGUAAGUAUUUUCCAUUUAUAUAUUGAAGUUCAUAGAAGUAAGCAAUUGCUUUGAAUUUUCCUGCAUUUUAGCAUAAAAUAGGUUUAGUUCUCCUUCACACCUCCUCUCCUGAAAUUGGAAGGUGAGCACAAGUCUAAUGCUAAAAAAAAAAAAUCACUAGUUAUCUGACUAAACCAGAGACCACUCAAAAGAAUUUGAUUGUUGGAAAGCCUUUUUUUAAGAAAAAAAUAAAUCAGCUACACUACUUACACCCCACUAAAAUACACAUGGUUCAUAGCUGCGUGAAUAGUUGUUCCUAUGAUAACAUCUUUAUGUUAAUAAAUAAACCCUUAAUAUAUGGCCCCCUGAAACUGUACUUGUCUGUUUGCCCAGAAUCGAUGGGUGAGUAAAAUAGUGUUCUUGGUGAUCCUUAUAUAUGAUAGAAGAUAUUCAAUUCAGUACUGGACUCAGGAGGGUGAAAACAGCGACAACUUGCAAUGCUGAGGUACUCUGGAGCUCAUUUGGAGCUACUGCAGAGCUAAUUUGGGUUAGUAAUAGGCUAGAAAGCCUCCAGCUAGAUCCCUGGUUCAAAUCCAGCAGCAGUGAUUAGCGACUGAGGCUUGGUGAUGUGUGGUAUACGACUCGAUAGACCCUCGCCCACGGACAGGCCUUUGGCGUAGGACUGCAUUUUGCAACGGUGUCAAAUCGUUGCCUCCAACAGCCCAGUGCAGGAGAGCUGACUGCCCCUUCCCCUGCGUGAGGGGGGGUCCUCCGUGAAGUGUAGUAUACGGUUCAGCCUACAAGAGGAAUGUAUUUGGUGUACGUGAAGCUUUACAGGAUGCGUUUCUUAACCAGAACGCAGCACAGCGGAGAAGCCAGGGGACUGGAAAGACAAUGAAGCCAGGCUACUCCUGUCAAUCCCACAGACUUUCAGUAGGGGCUUUGCUUGGUGCCUUUUCAAUGCUAUUGAAUUCCUUUUUUAAAAGCUGGAGGGGGUUUACAGGCCUCUCGAACUCAAGGCCGAAUUUAUCGUAUCAGCAAAAAAAGGCGAUUAGAAGCAACUUUAAAGAGAGAUUUGGUGGGAAUAAUGUGUUUUUAAGAAGCAUGAAUAUAGUUAGAGUCUUAUAGUCAGGCUACUGAAAGUGUCUACAUUCCAGAAAAGAUGAAAUAAAAUAACUCACCAUUAAUGAUGGUUGCAAGUUUGUUGAUGCUGCAGAUUCUUUACGUGCCCUUCAUGCCAUCGAGGAAGUGGCGAUCACUGGAGGUCAACAAGGCACCCAGCCUCGGAGCCAGGUGAUCUCUGAAAUAGGAAGGAAUCACAGGUGUCAAGCAGUCUGGAGCUGUAACUGUGUAUGGACACCUUUGCACACAACAGGGUGCACUGGCUAACCUGAUCGUUGUUAUUUGGAAUAAAAACAAAACAAAACAACAAAGUAUUUCAGACUUUCAUAGGUACUGAUAUCCCAGCGAGGCUAAGAAUGGGAGGUCCAAAUUCAUGUUUGGAAUUCUGCAUUCAUACAGGGGGAAAAAAAAAAAAAAGAGAUUGAGGAUUAUUAGAGCUGGCAUUAGAACUUCCAUAAAUUUCAGUGAAUACUACAUUGAGUCCUAGAUUUCAAACAAAAUAACCUUGAUGAACCAGACUCAUUUCUCAUCUUCCCUGCCCCCUUUUUUUGAACUACUAAAAACCCCCAAAUAGCUCCAAAGCAUAAAGAUGGUGGAUUUCGCCUCCCACCCCUUUCCUGUACAGCCUACUUUUUAAAUUUUAGCAUCUCUGCUUAGACUCAAAAUUCUAUGCCCAGCAAAUAUCCCAGAUGACAGGCAUUUCUGGACCACAUGCUGAAAAGCAGCAGCUUGCUACCCUAAUUCCUCUCACUUUUUUUUAAACCAAAUCAGAUUUUCAUUACAAAAUCUCAGUCAGAAAGGUUUCCAAUUUAAAAAAAAAAAAAAAAAAAAAAAGAGACAUUUCCUGGGAAAAGCUAUUCUGUUAAUGGUCCACUCUUUUGUGUGGUUUUUUUUUUUUUUUUUUAAUUAUUGGUUAGUCAGCACAGGCACAUUAAAAAAAAAUCAUCACUGACAUUUCAAGAAGAUUCAGGGGAAAAAAAUGACUGGCUUAAAAAAAAGAAAAGGUUCUGAAAUGCUUGACAUUCCAUUCACCCUUCAGUUAUUUUUAUUAGCUCUGUCCAAUUGCUCAAGUGGGAGAGCCAUGAGUCCAAAUGAAAAAGAAAACCUCCCUAGAAAGCUAUGUCAGGUACUUGUAGGAAGAGAAACAAAUGGAGCUGCCUAGGUUGAGGUAAACAUGGAAAAAUGACUUUUUUUUUUUCUGGUUUGAGCCAAACAAAUGAAAAAAAAUUAAACAUAGGAAUGAUUUAGAAUGUGGAUUUUGCUCAUGUGUGGAAAUCAUCAUACUCAAGAUGAGCAUAGAACUUACUGGUAGCUUUACAAAGGAAAAAAAAAAAAAGUGUGUAAAUAAAUACAAUCAGAAAUCCUUGAACAUGAAAGAGGGACUUUGGCAAUGGCAAAGCACCAAAAAAAAAAAAAAAAAAAAAAGGAAAAA
This is a messenger RNA of Grus americana (Whooping crane), 5926 nucleotides long. RefSeq names its product EBF transcription factor 2 (gene EBF2). Gene Ontology annotation, molecular function: DNA-binding transcription factor activity, RNA polymerase II-specific; RNA polymerase II cis-regulatory region sequence-specific DNA binding. Lineage: Eukaryota; Metazoa; Chordata; Aves; Gruiformes; Gruidae. The coding region runs from base 430 to 2157 and encodes 575 amino acids. Gene Ontology annotation, biological process: regulation of transcription by RNA polymerase II. The transcript has 16 exons. The record is from RefSeq and is a predicted model, not a curated record.